Glycine soja is the source of this 579-nucleotide messenger RNA. RefSeq lists its product as uncharacterized. The record is from RefSeq and is a predicted model, not a curated record. The transcript has 2 exons. Bases 1 to 579 code for a protein of 192 amino acids. NCBI's taxonomy places the organism in Eukaryota, Viridiplantae, Streptophyta, Magnoliopsida, Fabales, Fabaceae.
AUGGUUAGAACACGAGGUUUAGGUCGUGACUUAGGAACUGGUAGAGGCAGAGACUUGAGUCAGGAUGCGCAUGAGCCUGAAGUUCGUCGGCGUCAUUGGCCUACUGCUUCAGUACAUUGGCAACAGGUUCAUGUGACUGAGGACGUUACUCAGAAACCUAAGGAUGUGCCUCAGUUGAAUGAGGAUGUUCCUCAUGUGUCUGACGCUACUCCGGAGAUGACAAGCGCCGUUGAUGUUGCGGACGCAGAGGGAGUGGCUAGUGAUGGUAGCUUGGGUUCACCUGCUGUUGAUGAGGGAUUCCCUGGUGGGCCACGCGACCCAUCAGUUUUGACUGGUUUUGCUGAGCAUGUCGCACACAGCAUCUGGAGUGGAGAGGAACGACCCAAUCUGAAGUUGGUCUCCCAUGGUAGAAAAGUAGAUAAAUUUGGGAGACUAGCGCCUGAGAUAGAAGACAUGAUUGCAGCCACCAGAUUGAGUCCACUGAUCAGGUGUUCUAUAAUCACCACUGAUCCUGGACUUAUAUCCGCCUUCGUCAUGAGGUGGCAUAGGGAGACCAGUACCUUCCACCUGCCAGUAUGA